Alnus glutinosa is the source of this 1851-nucleotide messenger RNA. Its product is annotated as ribulose bisphosphate carboxylase/oxygenase activase 2, chloroplastic-like. Gene Ontology annotation, molecular function: ribulose-1,5-bisphosphate carboxylase/oxygenase activator activity; ATP binding; ATP hydrolysis activity. The coding region runs from base 154 to 1476 and encodes 440 amino acids. The transcript is spliced from 6 exons. The record is from RefSeq and is a predicted model, not a curated record. NCBI's taxonomy places the organism in Eukaryota, Viridiplantae, Streptophyta, Magnoliopsida, Fagales, Betulaceae. Gene Ontology annotation, cellular component: chloroplast stroma; thylakoid.
UUCUCCACACUUCAAAAAAGCUCACCCUCCUCCUCUCUCUCUUCCCCUCGAAGACAACACUGCAAAACAGUUUCAGUCCCACGUACUUCGUCUUCUACCUCUUAAGAGUCCCACUUGAUCACAACCGUUGUCCGUUGGGGCCUUCUGCAAUCAAUGGCUGCCUCUGUUCCAACUGUAGGGCCUGUUAACAGAGCAUCGUUGAAAUUGAAUGGUUCUGGGGCCAGAGAUUUGCUUCCAAGCUCGGCAUUUUUGGGCAACAGCUUGAAGAGGGUGAGCUCCAUUUCCAAGAUCACCCACCAGAGGAGUAUAUCCUCUGGGAAUUUCAAGCCUGUUGCGGAGUUCGAUGAGGAGAAGCAGAGCUCCAAGGACAGAUGGGGAGGACUAGCCUUCGACAUUUCCGACGAUCAGCAGGACAUUACAAGAGGAAAGGGAAUGGUGGACACUCUCUUCCAAGCUCCUAUGGGUUCCGGGACUCACUAUGCUGUCAUGAGCUCCUACGAUUACUCCAGUGCUGGCCUUCGACAAUUCAACGUUGAUAACAACAUGGAUGGAUUUUACAUUGCUCCCGCGUUCAUGGACAAGGUUGUUGUUCACAUCACCAAGAACUUCUUGAGCUUGCCAAACAUUAAGGUUCCUCUCAUCUUGGGCAUCUGGGGAGGCAAAGGUCAAGGAAAAUCAUUCCAAUGUGAGCUUGUCUUUGCAAAAAUGGGAAUCAACCCCAUCAUGAUGAGUGCCGGAGAAUUAGAAAGUGGGAAUGCCGGAGAGCCUGCAAAGCUGAUUAGGCAAAGGUAUCGUGAAGCAGCCGACAUCAUCAGGAAGGGAAAAAUGUGCUGCCUAUUCAUUAAUGACCUGGAUGCCGGAGCCGGUAGGCUCGGCGGAACUACCCAGUACACGGUGAACAAUCAAAUGGUGAAUGCCACCCUCAUGAACAUUGCUGAUAACCCAACCAGUGUCCAGCUUCCCGGCAUGUACAAUAAGGAGGAGAAUCCCCGGGUUCCCGUCAUAGUCACCGGCAAUGACUUCUCUACAUUGUAUGCCCCUCUCAUCCGUGAUGGUCGUAUGGAAAAGUUUUAUUGGGCACCUUCUCGGGAAGACUGCAUUGGUGUCUGCUCGGGUAUCUUCAGGACAGACGGUAUACCCAAGAAGGACGUAGUGAAGCUUGUCGACGCCUUUCCUGGACAGUCCAUUGACUUCUUUGGUGCCCUGAGGGCAAGAGUCUAUGACGAUGAAGUGAGGAGAUGGAUAUCGAGUGUCGGGGUAGAAAAUGUUGGGAAAAGGCUUGUGAACUCAAAGGAGGGACCUCCAAUCUUUGAGGAACCAGAAAUGACUCUCGAGCAGCUGCUUGGGUAUGGAACCAUGCUUGUCCAAGAGCAGGAGAAUGUGAAGAGAGUCCAAUUGGCUGAUAAGUACUUGAGUGAGGCAGCUCUUGGAGAUGCAAAUGAAGACGCCAUUAAAACUGGAAAUUUCUAUGGUUAAUUAGAUUCUUGAUCCUAAAGGUCUUGAUGGGAGUUUCCAUCGACUGGCUUUGGGAUUAUAUAGAUUUGACAAGAGAUUAUUUAAGCUGUUAAUAAUUGUUUGGAUGCAGGGAAAGAGUCCCAACGGGUUAAUCUUCCUGUUCCCGAAGGCUGCACCGAUCCAUCUGCAGCAAUCUUUGAUCCAACAACUAGGAGUGAUAAUGGGAGCUGUCUGUACCAAUUUUAGUUCUCUUCCAGGCAUUUGAGAAUAUAUUGAAGGCCAGGGGAAAAUAUCCUCUGAGAACUAGUGUAAUUAACUCUAUUUCGAUAAAAAAAAAAAAAAAAAAAAGUCUUUUGAUAUUUGUCUAGUAAUACAUGAAUACGAAUUUUCUUCUUA